Metschnikowia bicuspidata var. bicuspidata NRRL YB-4993 is the source of this 2784-nucleotide messenger RNA. It is a transcript of the gene GYP7, whose product is annotated as Gyp7p. Gene Ontology annotation, biological process: activation of GTPase activity. The coding region runs from base 305 to 2545 and encodes 746 amino acids. Lineage: Eukaryota; Fungi; Ascomycota; Pichiomycetes; Serinales; Metschnikowiaceae. Gene Ontology annotation, molecular function: GTPase activator activity. The record is from RefSeq and is a predicted model, not a curated record. The transcript has a single exon.
GGGACUUCUCAGAAGUGAGGCUGAGACCCGCGCGGAUCAGCUGUGACCCCUACGAGUAAAUUUGAGGUGGUUCCACAAUUUUUUUUGUCUCUUCCGAGGUUUGAAAGGACUUAAAACACAUUUCACUAGAGUUUGGUGUUAAAAGGAAACCAAUUCAAGAAAUCUGUACUAUUUCAACAGAGAAGACGACGCCCUAUCUACUCAGCAAAAGGACAAAUUAAGCCACAGUCUUGCAGUGAAUUCUUCAGACGGAAACCUGCAAGCUUUACCUCGGGAUCAGUUCAGAGAAAAGGUCAAAAUCAUAAUGUCUGAACAACUCGACUCCUUGCCUAGUAAAAUGGAACUAUUAUACGUGAAGUCAAAAACCUAUAUUCACCCCACGACGUCGAAGAGAGAUAAUAUUCCAGGCUUUUUGUCCCUCAGUAAACCUGAAGCGCCGAAUGUAACAAAUAAGGACAUUUUGUUAAGUUUCACGCCAGAGCACAUGCUUUCCAAAGAAGAACUGGAAGUCUACAGAUCUGUUGAAUUAAAUACCGACAUCUUCGAGGGUGAAGGUCAAUUGUCUGAUGGCGUAAGUUCGAGAAAUACGUCGACAAAGGUUUCAUCAACCCCACAUCCAGUCAGGAAACCAUUGGUAUCGGUGGAUUAUCCGGCUGGGUUCUGCAUCAAUCUCUUCCAAAUUUACCUGAUUCAAUUUCGAACCCCCUCUUUGGGUUGGUGGUACGGGUCUAUCAUCAUUCACAGUAAGUCAAAAGAUAAAUUUCCCAUAAUUUUCUUCCAUGAUGACGAGUCUCCACUGACUAUUAGGAGACAGAAAUUAAAAAAUCAGUCUUUUGAUCCUUUUGGAGAAGAUGGAUCCAUAUACUGGGGGGGUCAAGAUUUUCUUGGUACAAUUCAGCAAAUUAUUUCAGUCGACAGGUCGACGGUAGAGCCAUCAGUUUACUUAAUUGACCCUUCAUCAGAAGACUUAACUAAUUUCUCACCCUUUGGUCAGAAUCACAAUGUGGGUCAGCAGGACACAAAAUCAAAAGACUCACCUUACAAAUUGCCUGAUAUCAAUAAAAUGAUCGCCACUGCAAAAUGGAAAGUAUUGGAAACGGUGGCUACAUUCGGACUGCGGACCAAAAACCACGUCGUUGAUUUGAUUGACGAUCGCGUGCCAGAGGGAGUUUUGAAACUGAUUCUCAACAAACCCGAAGUGCAACACAUAAGCAACGAUUUUGACAGUGCUCGUGUUUAUUUGGCAAAGUGGGCUGCACAAGUGAAGGAAGAAGCCGAGCAAUCCCAACGGAAAUUUAUGCUAGAGGAUGCCGUUUAUGCUCGAAUAAAUAGCGAGCUAGGCGACGAUAGCCAUCUUUUGACUCCUUUAGAAAUCAGCAAUGCUCUGCGGAGAAAGAGGAUCAGUCUAGUGGAGUGGAACGGCUUUUUUGAUCAUGAAGGAAGACUAAUUCUUACCACUGAAGAGGUGAAGGAAAGGAUCUUUCAUGGAGGGUUAGAGAAUGAAGCAAGGAAGGAAGCGUGGCCUUUUUUGCUCGGAGUGUAUGCGUGGGAUUCCUCGAAGCAAGAUCGUGAAGCUACAAAGCAAAGCCUUCAAUACAGCUACUGUGACUUCAAAAGGAGAUGGUCUGAAGAUGAUGCAAAGCGUAACUCUGAUUUUUGGAGGGAUCAAAAGGUCCGAAUUGAGAAGGACAUUCAUAGGAAUGAUCGUCAUUUGGAAAUUUUCAAAGAUCAUAAGAAGGUCUCUUCCACGGCACCACUGAGCCGUUCAUCCCAAAAUUCUUCUCCUGAAACCCCAAAUGAGGACACAAGUUGGGAUUUGGCGAAUAUCGAAAAUGUUAAUUUGUUCAGAAUGAGAGAAAUUUUGUUGACCUUCAAUGAAUAUAACACAAAAUUGGGUUAUGUUCAGGGUAUGACGGAUUUACUCUCCCCCAUUUAUGUUGUCUUCCAGGAUGAAGUAGUGACAUUUUGGGCAUUCGCAGGAUUCAUGGAGAGGAUGGAGCGAAAUUUUGUACGUGACCAAAGUGGGAUGAAAAAGCAAAUGCUUGUUCUUAACGAGCUUGUUCAAUUUAUGCUCCCUAAUUUAUUCCAUCACUUGGAAAAAUGUGAGUCUACGGACCUCUUCUUCUUUUUUCGAAUGUUGUUAGUAUGGUACAAGCGCGAGUUCGAAUGGGAAGACGUGAAUACUCUUUGGGAGGUUUUUUGGACAGACAUGUAUUCAAGCCAAUAUCAACUCUUUUUGGCAUUGGCGGUGCUCAGUGAUAACGAGAGAAUCAUGAAACAGAAUUUGCAAAGGUUUGAUGAGGUCUUAAAAUACAUGAAUGAUCUUCUGGGCAGAAUGAAUCUUCACGAUUUGUUGGUGCGCGCAGAGCUUUUAUUCUUGCGUUUUAGGAGAAUGGUUGAUCUCAUUGAUCGAGAGACUGGAAAUCCUGAAAGCUUUGAGAGCACUCAAGUCGUUAAGAUUAACCCAGAUUUACGUCAACUCCUCUCUCGGAAGACAGUAGUGCAAAAAGAGGUUGAACGUCCGGAAGGUACAGGAGGAGGGUGAAAAUACUACAGGAAACAUGAUUGUCUUUAUAAAUAAGCCUAAGUCCAUUUAAACCAUUCUUUUUUCCAACUUUGAUGUAUAACCAAGUGGUCCCUUUCUUGUGGUCCCGCGUGGGGCUUAAUUUAAUUAAUUUAGCGAAUUGUUGUGAAAAGUCACGCACGUAUUUAAAAGCUUUUCAAAAGCCCAUUGAAUCACUGUUCCUCGUUUCAAAAGAAUUAAACAGAACAAAAAAUAGUAAU